CAGGAUAUAAAUAGCCCCAGUAUGUGUGGCUGCUAAAGAGCCCCCUGGCUAUACUGGUGUUAAAACUACACAGAGAGCAGCUUUUUGACUGAAGCUGUGCCUCCUCAGAGUAACCCCUUCUGCACUGGCUCUUUUUACACUUGUCAGAUGAGCAUGGAAACAGAAGAUGACUUUUAUCAAUCAGAGGAAGACUUGGACGAAGAUGAGGCAACGCAAUAUAUUAUUGAACAAAGUCUAAUUCAGUAUAGAAAGCUAAAAGGAUUAAAUCCAAGUGAUCUGAAACCUUGUGAAGACCCUGAUGAGAUUUUCAAAGCAAUUAAGGAGGGUGAUGAGAAUGCCCUGAACAGACUUGCAGCCCAACCGGAGACUCUGUCCAGAGUUGAUACACGAGGAUGGAUCCCGCUGCACGAGGCUGCGGCACAGCAGAAUAAGAAGGUGCUAGAGAUUAUCUUUUCAGCAUCACCCCCGGGUGCAGCCCAGUGUCGCACUCUGAAGGGUGAGACGCCACUGUUUUUAGCUGUGGUCCACGGGCUCAGAGAGAAUGCUACAUUCCUGUUACAGAAUGGUAGCAACCCAGAUCUCCAGAAUGACGAGCAGGAUUCUCCAUUAGUGGCAGCUCUUCUAAAUGAUCAGUAUGAUUUGGCCACGCUGUUGCUUCGUUACAAUGCCAAAAUAGACCAAACCGGACCACUGGACAGGACAGCUCUACAUGAGUCCGCGUUUUUAGGCUUGGAGAAUUUUGUGUAUCUGCUCUUAGAGUCUGGUGCUAAUCCAAAUGCAUGUGACGUUAAAAAGAAAACUCCACUGGCUCUGGCUGCACAGAAUGGACAUCUAAAUGUGGUGGAGGUUCUGUUACAGAAAGGUGCACAGGUGUGGUGUGAGUCGGAGUCAGGUACGAUUUUGUUUGAUGCAGCGGCAUCAGGAAAUCCUGACAUAAUCUCCUUGCUGCUGGAACACGGUGCAGAUCCAAACGUAACCCUUUAUAGUGGGCACCUGCCAAUUCAUCGAGUGGCAUACCAUGGACACAGACUAGCACUGGAACAUCUCAUCCCAGUGACGAAGCUGCAUGCUGUAAAGGAAAGUGGGAUGAGUCCUCUCCAUUCUGCAGCUGCUGGGGGACACGCCCAGUGUGUGGAGAUACUGCUCAAAGCUGGCUACGAUCCAAACUUCAUGCUGCACCCAAGGAUCCGCCGCAACUAUGAUGAUGACCGCAAGUCUGCCCUCUUUUUUGCUGUGUCCAACAAUGACCUCCAGUGCACCCGCUUACUGUUAGAGGCCGGGGCUCUCGUGAACCAGGAUCCCAUCAACUGUCUACAGGUGGCUCUGAGACAGGGCAAUUAUGAACUGAUCAACAUCUUGCUGAAGUAUGGGGCAAAUGUCAACUACUACUCCCGUGUCAACACCACUCAUUUCCCCUCAGCGCUGCAGUAUGCCUUAAAAGAUGAGGUUAUGCUGAGAAUGAUCCUGAACCAUGGUUAUGACGUGAAGCGCUGCUUUGACUGUCCAUAUGGUGACAGUUCCCAUGAUUACACUGCUUGGACGACGUCAGUCAUUAAAGACAUGGUGUUCUGUGAGGUGAUAACAGUAUCCUGGCUGAAGCACUUAUCUGCCCAGGUGGUGCGCAUCAUGCUUGACUACACUGACCACGUCUCCUUCUGCACCAAACUAAAGGACACACUGCAGGAGCAGAAACAGUGGCCAGAAAUCUGCCACAUUCAAAGAAAUGUGCGGAGCCUGAAGCACCUGUGUCGCCUGCGGAUAAGGGAGCACCUUAGACGCCUGCGUUUGAGAGCACCAGCUUUUAUCAACUUCCUUCCUCUUCCUCCCAGGCUGAAAGAUUAUCUGCGUUACAAGGAGUUUGACAUUUACAGCAGGGGCAGUAUGAUUAUCCCCUGAUGAAAACAUAUUUAUAGAUAUCAAAGAUGUCACUCUUUUAUAGAAAGCUUCCUGCUUUAUUAUUAUUAUGUGUGAUUAAAAUUACAUUACUUAUACAGUCAAAAAAUGUGAACAUAAAUUGUACUCACCUUUUAAAUAUCUAUCAGAGACAUAUAUAUGAGCGCAGCGGGACAUUGGUGGGUAACAGUUUGUUUGCAGAUGACGUGGUGAUCUGCAGUGAGAAGAGGGAGCUG
Molecule: messenger RNA, 2129 nt
Organism: Pundamilia nyererei
Lineage: Eukaryota; Metazoa; Chordata; Actinopteri; Cichliformes; Cichlidae
Gene: asb14b
Product: ankyrin repeat and SOCS box containing 14b
Exons: 10
Coding region: 148-1896 (582 amino acids)
Biological process (GO): intracellular signal transduction
Cellular component (GO): cytoplasm
Molecular function (GO): protein binding
Source: RefSeq, a predicted model, not a curated record